ACGUGAGACGUAGAUUGCGUGCGUCGCAGCAGCGACGUGUGGCUGGUCGCGAGGCUUUGGCUGCUUUGCGCUCGCGGCAGACACUGGGCGUGUGCUCGCACCGGACCCUAAAAGGAGCAGCUCGAGGCCACCGGCGCUCACUCGUCAAGUAGGAUGUGAAGCGUAGGCUUGAGUGAAGGUGGAGAGCUCGGUCUGUCUGCCGUUACUGCGUCGAGCGGGACUGUUACAGGGGAAAUCAGGCCUCCUUGUUUUACACACUGGCUUGAGUCUGCCGACGCACGUCACCCGGGACGUCUGUGAGAAGUAGCGGUUCUGGGAUAAAACGACACCACGAUGCCGGGGGGAGACGGCGGGCUGGACGGCGGUGGGGACUCGACUCAGCCCGGGGAAGACGCAGCGGAGCGCGGGGAGAUGCUGGCGCCGAGCGCCCGGGGCGCAGACGCCGUGUCGGUGCUGUGGUCGUUCGGGAAGUGUCUGGGCGCUUUGCUGCCUGUCUACCUGGCCGGAUACUUCGGCUUCAGCAUUAUCGUGGUGGUGCUCGGUCUCAUGGUCUACAUGGGAUGGAGGCAGAGCCGCGAUGGCAAAGAGAGCCGCCUGCAGUCCGCCAUGUAUGUACAGGAGAACGAGCAGGACUUCGCCACCAGCACCUCCGUGUUCAGGAGCAAACGCGAGUUACCGGCGUGGGUAAAUUUUCCAGAUGUGGAGAAGGUUGACUGGCUGAAUAAGAUACUGCAGCAAGCCUGGCCGUUUGUGGGCCAGUACCUAGAGAAGCUCCUAGUUGAGACCAUAGCUCCCUCCAUUCGGGGCUCCAACAACCACUUGCAGACCUUCACCUUCUCAAAAGUCAACCUGGGGUCCAAGCCCCUGCGGGUGGUGGGAGUGAAGGCUUACACAGAACACGACAAGCGGCAGGUGUUGCUCGAUCUCUACAUCAGCUAUGUUGGGGAUGUGGAGAUCAAUGUGGAGGUGAAAAAAUACUUCUGCAAAGCUGGAGUGAAAGGAAUCCAGCUUCAUGGGAAGCUCAGGGUCAUCUUGGAGCCACUCAUUGGAGACAUUCCUCUUGUGGGAGCCAUCACUAUGUUCUUCAUUCGUAGGCCUACACUGGACAUCAAUUGGACGGGACUUACCAAUUUGCUGGACAUCCCAGGCUUGAAUACAAUGUCAGACACUAUGAUAAUGGACGCAAUUGCCUCCUUCCUGGUGUUGCCCAACCGCCUCACAGUCCCCCUGGUUCCUAACCUACAUGUGGCACAGCUGCGAUCUCCUCUCCCACGGGGCAUUGUGCGUAUCCAUCUUCUGGAAGCAGAAAGUCUUGUCUCAAAGGAUAACUACGGACUGAUUACGGGCAAGUCGGACCCUUACGCUGUACUGAGGGUGGGGACUCAAAUCUUCACAUCUCACCACGUGGAGAACAAUCUUAAUCCCCAGUGGAGAGAGAUGUACGAGGUGAUAGUCCAUGAAGUACCUGGUCAGGAGUUGGAGGUGGACGUGUUUGACAAAGACCCCGACCAGGAUGACUUCCUGGGGAGGAUGAAGUUGGAUCUAGGAUUAGUAAAGAAGGCCCGUCUUUUGGAUGAGUGGUUUACGCUGAAGGACACUGCUGCUGGUCGCAUUCACCUAAAGCUGGAGUGGCUUUCUCUGAAGCCCACUGCUGACCAGCUGAAUCAGGUUCUGCAAAGAAAUGCAAGUAUGACCAUUUCCAGUAAAACAGAUCCUCCUUCUUCAGCCAUUUUGGCUAUAUAUUUGGAUCGCGCUCAGGAACUGCCUUUAAAGAAAGGCAACAAGGACCCUAACCCCAUGGUACAGCUGUCAGUACAGGACACCACAAAGGAGAGCAAGACCUGUUAUGGGACCAACAGCCCCCAGUGGGAAGAAGCUUUCACCUUCUUCAUCCAGGACCCUCGCAAACAAGACAUUGACAUUCAGGUGAAAGAUGAUGACCGAUCCCUGUCUCUAGGCAGUUUGUCCAUACCCCUGUCUCGCCUGCUUACCAGUCCUGAGCUAACAAUGGACCAGUGGUUCCAGUUGGACAACUCAGGACCGGCCAGUCGCAUCUACAUCAAUGCAAUACUGAGGGUUUUGUGGUUUGAUGAGAAAGCCCCUCCCAGCUCACCAAGCUCUCCCAACCCAUCGUCCCCACUGCUGAGUAUGGGUGAUGGAGACACCGUGGCAGAGAUUGCUGGUGAGGGGGUCAAUGGGUCCCUUAGCCUGGUCCACUCCCGACCGAAGAAGACUUCGCCUGAUCCCAGCUUUGCCACUGAGGGGGUACUGAGGAUCCACUUGGUAAAAGCGCAGGAUCUGGUUGCCAAAGACAACUUCAUGGGGGGCAUGGUGAAGGGAAAGAGUGACCCCUACGUUAAGACUCGUGUCGGUGGUGUGACCUUCCGGAGCCACGUGGUGAAAGAGAACCUCAAUCCCACCUGGAAUGAGCUCUAUGAGGUUAUCCUGACACAGUUACCAGGACAGGAGGUCCAGGUUGAACUGUUUGAUAAGGACAUUGAUGAAGAUGACUUCCUGGGAAGGGUCAAAAUAAGUCUGAGAGACAUCAUCAGUUCGCAGUACAUAGAUCAGUGGUACGACCUGUGUGAUGUGAAGUCAGGUCGUAUUCAUCUGGUGCUGGAGUGGCUGCCCAGAUUGUCGGACCCCAGCAGGUUAGAGAAGGUGCUGCAGUUCCAGUCCCAGCAGACCUACCAGAACAAAGCGGUUCCUUCUGCAGCAAUGCUGUUCCUGUAUCUGGAGCGUGCUUAUGGCCUGUCUCUGAAGAAAAAUGGAAAGGAACCGAUGGCAGGGGCAGAGGUCUCUCUCAGGGGUGUGUCCUACAGGACCAAGGUGUCUGAUCGUUCUGUUUCUCCUCGGUGGGAUGAAGCUUUCAGCUUUCUGGUUCAUGACCCCAGAGAAGAUAUCCUCACAAUUAAGCUUUCCCACAACUGGGGUAUGGCCCUCGGUAAUCUGGUGCUACCUGUGAAAGCACUUCUUGCAGAACCAGGUCUGGAGCUGGACUGCUGGCUGACCCUUGAUGGAGCCCUCCCAGAGAGUGAAGUUUUGCUAAAAGCAACACUCAAGAUCUUGGACUCCAAGGCAACAGAGUGCAGCAGUAUUCAGUCUGAAGGGGGUGAGGACUCCACUGCAAAUGCUGAGCAUACUGAAUCCAUCAUCCCUAGCAAGGAAGCAGUCGCAGCUGCCAAUCCAGACUUGAGACAAAGACCAGUGUCAACCCCGGGUGUUGCUGACUCAGCAAAAAGUGGGUGGAGCCAGGUGAAGCUGACUCUCCGCUACUCCACAGAGGAAAACAGGCUGGUUGUCAUCGUUCAUGCCUGCAGAUACCUGGAAGCCUGUUCCAAAGAUGGGUCAGACCCUUACGUUUCCUUUAUCCUGCAACCUGACAAAAACAAGACCACUAAGAGAAAGACAAGCAUCAAGAAAAAAGACCUUAAUCCAGAAUACAAUGAAAGGUUUGAUUUUGAACUCUCUCUGGAGGAGGCCAGGCACAGAAAACUGGACUUGGCGGUUAAAAACAGCGUGUCCUUUAUGAGCCGCGAGAGAGAGCUCAUCGGCAAGGUACUGGUAGACCUGGCUGAGGUUGACCUCAAGUCAGGGGUCACACAGUGGUUCAAUUUGUCGGUGGAGAGCAGCUAAUCCUGCAGAUCCUUAGCACAGUAAUAGCUUUACACAAUGAUGCCUUUGUAUUCAUAGUUGCACAGCUGGUUUUUGGAAGUCAGUUUACCAUUUUUCUUAUUUGGUUAAAUGGCAGUGAGCAGGGCCACAAAAAUGAAGACUUUGAGGAGUUUCUGAAUAUUUUAAUAUAUUCAGUAUAGUUUAUACUUUCCGUUUUUAUUUGUGUCAUUUCCAUGUCAUUUUCAUUUGUGAAAUGAAGCUGUGUAGAGUUCUGGAAAACAAGAAUAUAUGAUGCCAUUUAAUUUGAUAUAUUAUUACAUUUAUGGUAAAAUUCCAGGGCAUGCUGAAAUACUAAAGAAUAUACAAACUAAAAAAUUGAGAACUUUCAGAUAUGCACUUCUACAGUAUUUAGUUAUCCUGAAUAGUAACACUGUCUCUGAAACAGGCUGUAAUAGUUGUUUUUUACUGUAACACUUUUGUGCAGCGUGUUUACUGAGAGUUAGUACAGCUUUGUAUUUUAAGGUGAUGAAAAAUUAUACCUUGGCAUAUUCAUCCAGCUUGAGGGAAAAGCCCAAAAUGUGCUGUUCCAGGAUUAUGGAUGUGAAUGGAUUUAAAAGGUUUUCUGUAUCAUCAAAGGUGAUAGAGUGGUGCUGUGCAGUGGCAGUACGUCUCUGCAGCAAAAGUCUGUUCCUUUCACACAGUAUUUUUUAAUGAUUAUUUUAAGUGUUUGGAUUAGAAUGACUUUUACCAUAUUCAGUUAACAUUUUUUUUUACUUGUUCUGUUUUAUCUUUACCAUUUUCAGUAAACAUUUCUUUGUUUUCAGAUUUAUUUUUUUUUGUUGAUGUAUGUAAAAUUUUCUUUGCUGGAUUUAACUGAGGGUAAUUGACAAUCUGUUUUAUGAAGUACAGUUUGCAAUGUGGCCGACAUGAAAGAGUUUUGUUACAUAUAUUGUAAUGAAGUAUUUUCACAUUGUUUUUAAAGCUUCUGAAUGUUUCAUGUUUUGCAUUUCAGAAACCUAUAUUGGUGAAAUGCAGUUUUAAAAAUGCCAACAAUAUUUAGGCUAGUUACAUAUAUAAUGUAUUUUUUUUUUAUUUCAGUCACUGUGCUUUUCAUAUGCCACGUCCACUGUAAGUGGAGAUGAACCUUAAAUAUGAAGGUUUCAAGGCGGCCUUUAAAAUUUGGAUUGGUCAGCACUGCUAAUGCUUAUAUUGUCUUGCAUGGGACCAUGGAUCAGCAGGCCCAGUGGACCAGCCUGAAGCCUCAAUCUGUGCUUGAGCCCAUGUUUACCUGCUGAAUUUCCUUAGUGUAUGAUGAAAAAAUGUUAAUGCCAAGAGCCUUGUUGGUGUGAGCCUGAGUGUACGUGCACACAAGUCUAAACAUUUGCUGUAUGUAGAGACACACGACGACAGGAAGCUGAUAAUAAACACUUCAUUUGCACUUGAGAAGCAUCCAGCUGUGUUUCUUAGUAAGGACAGAAUUAGUGAGUCGUGUUUCAUUUUUUUCCCUUUUUUUUCCCCAUCAAGUGUGUUUGUAUCUAUCCUGUUUUAGA
This is a messenger RNA of Scleropages formosus (Asian bonytongue), 5165 nucleotides long. It is a transcript of the gene esyt1a, whose product is annotated as extended synaptotagmin-like protein 1a. The coding region runs from base 334 to 3636 and encodes 1100 amino acids. Gene Ontology annotation, molecular function: phosphatidylinositol binding; calcium-dependent phospholipid binding; calcium ion binding. The record is from RefSeq and is a predicted model, not a curated record. Lineage: Eukaryota; Metazoa; Chordata; Actinopteri; Osteoglossiformes; Osteoglossidae. Gene Ontology annotation, cellular component: endoplasmic reticulum membrane. Gene Ontology annotation, biological process: lipid transport. The transcript is spliced from 32 exons.